Molecule: messenger RNA, 1630 nt
Organism: Harmonia axyridis
Lineage: Eukaryota; Metazoa; Arthropoda; Insecta; Coleoptera; Coccinellidae
Product: short-chain specific acyl-CoA dehydrogenase, mitochondrial-like
Exons: 6
Coding region: 399-1604 (401 amino acids)
Biological process (GO): butyrate catabolic process; fatty acid beta-oxidation using acyl-CoA dehydrogenase
Cellular component (GO): mitochondrion
Molecular function (GO): flavin adenine dinucleotide binding
Source: RefSeq, a predicted model, not a curated record
UUAUAUGUCGAACUGAACAAACAUCCAAUCAGCCAUUUAGGUUAAGUUUUUCAACAUGAAAAUAAUCAUUAGUGCGUAAUUUGCUUAAGCUAUCUUGAUUAUUAUUGUCAAAUGGAUUGUACGAAAAAUUACGAAAUGAAUUUCUUUAACUCAACAACAGUGCGCUUUACGUGGCUACUUAUCAAAACAGGUUAUUGUGAAAGUUGAGAUAAGUAAUAUAUAUUCUAUCAAAGAAGAUAAAUUUCAAUACAAGGGAAUUUACUACAAGUUCUGGAGGAAGGUCACCAAGCAUAACCAGUUUGUCUUUUCCGAAAUUUAUCAGGUGAAAUUCCACAUGUAUUUAAACAAAAACCGUUUUAACUAAAUACCUUUGAAACGAAAAGUUUGUUCAACAUAAAAUGACGUGGAGAAAAAUAACAACCGUACUUAAAUGUCCUCAACAAUUGGUGAGAAAUUUUAGUCUGCAUAAACUACCGGAAGAACAUUUGAUGCUUCAAAAAACAUGUAGAAAUUUCGUUGAAGCAGAAUUGAAACCUUUGGCAGCUCAGUUAGAUAAAGAACACAAAUUUCCUGCGGAACAGAUUAAGAAAAUGGGCGAACUUGGACUGCUAUCCAUAAAUGUUUCUGAAAAAUGGGGUGGUUCCGAACAAGAUACUUUGGCGAUGGCAGUUGCAGUUGAAGAAAUAGCUAGAGGUUGUGGUGGAACCGGAACAAUAACUUCUGUACACAAUUGUUUGUAUGUAAAUUUGAUUGAUAGAUGUGGUACCGAUGAACAGAAAGAAAAGUUUUUGAGGCCAUUUACUAAGGGAACUUUAGGAUGCUUCGCAUUAAGUGAACCAGAUGCUGGUAGUGAUGUAGGAUCAAUGGCUACUACUGCUGUGAAGGAUGGUAAUACAUAUGUUCUUAAUGGUACAAAAUCAUGGGUAACUAGUGGUACAGAGGGUAAGGCAGCUGUAGUAUUUGCAACUGUCGAUAAAAAAUUAAAGCACAGAGGCAUCACAGGAUUCCUUAUUCCAAUGCCAACGCCUGGAUUAUCGUUAGGCAAAAAAGAAGAUAAAUUGGGAAUCAGAGCUUCGUCCACUUGUAAUUUAAUUUUAGAAGAUGUUAGGGUUCCAAUAGAAAAUGUUCUUGGUAAUCCUGGUGAUGGUUUCAAAAUGGCUAUGAUGCAGCUAGAUAAGGCUAGAGUCGGUAUAGCAGCUCAAGCUCUGGGUAUUGCUCAAAGUGCCUUAGAGGUAGCUAUGGAAUAUUCUGGCCAGAGAAAAGCCUUUGGUCAACCAAUUUGUAAUUUACAAGCAGUGAAGUUACGUUUGGGAGAGAUGGCACUCAGAUUAGAAGCUGCAAGAUUAUUGGUUUGGAGGGCAGCUGUGUUAUGUGAUGAACCCCAGCGUUCAACCAAAGAAUCUUCGAUGGCUAAAGUCGCAGCUAGUGAAGCAGCUACUUUUGUUUCACACAGUGCUAUACAAAUAUUAGGUGGUAUGGGCUAUGUUACAGAUAUGCCGGCUGAAAGACACUACCGUGAUGCACGUAUAACUGAAAUAUAUGCAGGUGUGAAUGAUGUACAGAGGCAAUUGAUUGCUGAUGCUAUUUUGAAGGAUAUUCAAUAACAGAAGAAAUAAAUUAUACAACCAUA